AACCGGGGCGCCAUGCACCACCAGCGGGUGCUGAUCAACAUCUCGGGGCUGCGCUUCGAGACCCAGCUGGGCACCCUCAACCAGUUCCCUGACACGCUGCUGGGGGACCCAGAUAAGCGCAUGCGCUACUUCGACCCGCUCCGCAACGAGUACUUCUUCGACCGCAACCGGCCCAGCUUUGACGGGAUCCUCUACUUCUACCAGUCCGGGGGCAAGCUUCGCCGGCCUGUCAAUGUCUCCAUCGACGUCUUCGCCGACGAGAUACGCUUCUACCAGCUGGGUGAGGAGGCCAUGGAGCGCUUCCGAGAGGACGAGGGCUUCAUCAAAGAGGAGGAGAAGCCCCUGCCCCGCAACGAGUUCCAGCGCCAGGUCUGGCUCAUCUUUGAGUACCCCGAGAGCUCCGGCUCUGCCCGGGCCAUUGCGAUCGUCUCUGUGCUGGUCAUCCUGAUCUCCAUCAUCACCUUCUGCUUGGAGACCCUGCCAGAAUUCAGGGAUGAGAGGGAGAUGCCUGUGCCCCUGCCCCCACAAAGUGGAGGUUUGAAUGGCACGACUGGGGACUCCCCACCCAUGCAGCCACCCAGUAGCCUCUCUGAUCCCUUCUUCCUCAUUGAGACCACCUGCGUGAUCUGGUUCACCUUUGAGCUUCUUGUCCGCUUCUUCGCCUGCCCUAGCAAGCCUGAGUUCUCUCGCAACAUCAUGAAUAUCAUCGACAUUGUGGCCAUCAUCCCCUACUUCAUCACCCUUGGCACUGAGCUGGCCCAUGAGCAGCAGCACCCUGGGUCUGGCAGUAGCAAUGGGGGCGGGGGCCAGCAGCAAGCCAUGUCCCUGGCAAUCCUCAGAGUCAUUCGCCUGGUCAGAGUCUUCAGGAUCUUCAAGCUCUCCAGGCACUCCAAGGGUCUGCAGAUCUUGGGACAGACUUUGAAAGCCAGCAUGAGGGAGCUGGGCCUCCUCAUCUUCUUCCUCUUUAUUGGGGUGAUCCUCUUCUCCAGUGCUGUCUACUUUGCUGAGGCUGAUGACCCUGAGUCACAUUUCUCCAGCAUCCCUGAUGCUUUCUGGUGGGCAGUGGUAACCAUGACCACUGUGGGCUAUGGGGAUAUGCGACCUGUCACUGUGGGGGGCAAGAUUGUGGGUUCCUUGUGUGCCAUUGCAGGUGUGCUCACCAUUGCCCUCCCUGUCCCUGUCAUCGUGUCCAACUUCAACUACUUCUACCACCGAGAGACUGAUCAUGAGGAGCAAGCUAUCCUCAAAGAUGAACACAGUAGUGCACAGGGCAGCACAGUGGGGGGAGAUGCAAAGACAAGAUCCAGCAGAAACUCUCUGAACAAAUCUGUUGUGCACUUGGAAAACAGUGAGGGGUUCAACAAUGGCACCAGCUCCUUAGAGAAAACCAAUAUCAAAGCAAAAAGUAACGUAGAUCUCAGAAAAUCCCUCUAUGCUCUCUGCCUGGACACCAAUAGGGAAACAGACCUAUAA
Molecule: messenger RNA, 1473 nt
Organism: Phaethon lepturus (White-tailed tropicbird)
Lineage: Eukaryota; Metazoa; Chordata; Aves; Phaethontiformes; Phaethontidae
Gene: KCNA5
Product: potassium voltage-gated channel, shaker-related subfamily, member 5
Exons: 1
Coding region: 13-1473 (486 amino acids)
Biological process (GO): protein homooligomerization; potassium ion transmembrane transport
Cellular component (GO): membrane; voltage-gated potassium channel complex
Molecular function (GO): protein binding; delayed rectifier potassium channel activity
Source: RefSeq, a predicted model, not a curated record